AUGGCCCAACCCUCCAUGUUCCCGGCUGAGCAAUGGCUGUCCCGCUGGCGGGGGACACCUGGGCUGCUCAACCUCGCCGACACCUAUGCGUGCCCCAUUUCCAUUGACGACUUGACCAGUCUAUCCACUGAAGACGAUGGGGGCCCGUUGACGACCAGCUCGAAGCUCGGCUACGGGAGCACAAACGGUUCAUCCGAAUUGAGACAGAGCGUGGCCCAGCUCGCCAGUGGGCCAGAGACUAAACUUAGCGAAGACGAUGUCAUCAUCACACAAGGAGCCAUCUCAGCCAACUUUCUGGUACUCUACGCGUUGCUGGGGCCGACGGACCACGCCAUCUGCGUCUAUCCAGUCUACACGCAGCUCUACGCCGUUCCUGAGACCUUUGGGGCCCAGGUGUCCUUUUGGCGGCUCAAGGAGGAGGAUGGUUACAUGCCCAAUGUGCAAGACUUGCACACUCUCUUUCAACGCAACACAAAGAUGAUCAUCCUCAAUAACCCCAACAACCCAACCGGCGCCGUGAUCCCAGAGCCGGUGCUACGCUCCAUCAUCGAGAUUGCGCGAGCGCGGAACAUCAUCGUCUUUAGCGACGAAGUCUACCGCCCACUCUUUCACGAGCCGGAGAAUGCGCCGCCGCCCAUCACGGCGUUUGGCUAUGCGCGGACGCUCUCGACCGGCAGCAUGUCAAAGUCGCUGUCGCUGCCAGGCAUCCGGAUCGGGUGGGUAGCCUCGCCAGACCGGUCCCUCAUCGCGGCGUGCGCGGCACGGCGCGACCUGACCACCAUUUCCGUCUCGCAGGUCGACGACCAGAUUGCAACGUACGCGCUAUCAGAGGCGGUACGGCCAGCGCUACUACAGCGCAACGUAGCGCUAGCGCGGCGUAACCGCGCGCUGGUUGAGGCGUUUGCGGCGCGCCACGCCGACCGCUGCCGGUGGGUGCGGCCGGGCGGUGGGACAAUGGCGUUUCUGCAGUUUCGCGAGCCGACGACCGGCCGCCCGGUCGACGACGAGGCGCUGUGCGCAGAGGUUGCCGACAAGAGCGGGGUGCUGCUGGUGCCCGGGUCGUGCGGCUUCGGGGGCGGCGAGGACUGGAAGGGCUUCGUGCGGCUGGCGUACGUGUGCGACACAGCGGUGUUGGAAGAGGCGCUGGCGAGGCUGAGCGGAUAUCUAGAGGAGCAUCUUCGGGACUAA
Molecule: messenger RNA, 1188 nt
Organism: Beauveria bassiana ARSEF 2860
Lineage: Eukaryota; Fungi; Ascomycota; Sordariomycetes; Hypocreales; Cordycipitaceae
Product: aminotransferase class I and II
Exons: 2
Coding region: 1-1188 (395 amino acids)
Biological process (GO): biosynthetic process
Molecular function (GO): catalytic activity; pyridoxal phosphate binding
Source: RefSeq, a predicted model, not a curated record